This is a messenger RNA of Punctularia strigosozonata HHB-11173 SS5, 2329 nucleotides long. RefSeq lists its product as uncharacterized. The transcript is spliced from 12 exons. The coding region runs from base 63 to 2213 and encodes 716 amino acids. NCBI's taxonomy places the organism in Eukaryota, Fungi, Basidiomycota, Agaricomycetes, Corticiales, Punctulariaceae. The record is from RefSeq and is a predicted model, not a curated record.
UACGCACAAACCGACUGCACUGAGAGGUCAUUCCUGUGCAUACAUUCGAACCAGGCGGCAGGAUGGUCCAAAGACCCGCCCAAUACUCGACUAAGCCUCCAAAAGACCAAGCAGCCGCCAUACAAGCAGCCGCUCCUAAACCCACCCAUGCUCGCCCCGGCUCACCUGCACCGACUGCUGCGGUGCCACCCCGUCCGUCCAACCCGGCGCCGAUCCCCAGCCAUGAAGAGCAGCAGUCGGUCACGCUGCUCGCCGAGAUGAUGGGCGGCCUCGACCAUACACUGGUCCUGCGCGUUCUCCGUAAAUACGGGGGCGACUCAGAGAAGGCGGCCGCGGCACUGCUCGAGGGCGAUACGGGCGAAGUGCCCGAGACCCGAAGAGAUCUCCGUCCUGCCCUGCCAACUUACAACGACGCCAGUGCCCGCACCGUCACAUCUACGGUGUCCACCGGUGCGAAAGGGUCCGUCAUCGACCUCACGGCCGAAGACGAAGAUCCUCUCCCGCCACUCCUUCCUCCUGACGGAGGCCCUCAGCCCCAGAUACCAGAAAUCGAUCCCGACAUCGCCCUUGCGCUCCGCGAGUCGCUCAAACCCCUCGCCGUCACUCAAGAUGACCGGCCCUUCAGCCAGCUCGUGCCCAUCAACGACAACAACACUCAGGCCCCGAGCGAUAACUGGGCCGUGGUUCGCUCUGACCAACCGAUCAAUGCUGCUUGGAGCCAAGAGGACCAGUCGAUGAGUCAAGCCAUCGAAGCGAGCCUUACGGAGCACGUCGCCGCUGACGAGUAUUACAUGCCUCCCUUGGAAGAUCAUUUGCGACGCGACGAACGGCCCGUAACGUGGCGACAUACGGAUAGCAAGAAGGCCUACGCGGGAUUGAUACUUCAAGCACUGUAUACCAUCCCUCAAGUGCGCAAACGCAUCUCGCGCUGGCGGCCUUCUGUCGUAGAGAGCCCUGCACCUGUAGACGCGAUGGCCGAAGACGAUGCACCUGUCCGUGCAUUCACGCCCCCAGCAGAAGGGAAUGCAACCGCCAUGUGGCGCUUGAUGCAAACCUUCGCUUACAUGGAUCUCGGAUUGCUCACCGGCCUGACCCACGACGACGUAUUGGAUCUUUUGGGAGCACAACCAAUGUCGUCGCAUCAGGAGCAACCUGGCGACGCUUCAUUCCGCUUUCUUGAACACCUCAUGAGACUUAUUGACGCGGAAUUGAUGGACCGGCCACCAGAGCCGUUAUCCCUCUUUUACAUCCCGGUCGUCAGAGUCACCGCGCGAGACCUGGCCGAAGGUCCGGACGACCUGCUCUCCUCGCUAUCCGAUGCCCAAUCGGACUCGUUGGUCGAUUCUGCAUAUAUCGACGAACCCGGUGACGUAUUCAUCUUCCAAAUCAUACGCAAUCAUGUUCCGCCGCCUGGGGGUCGAAGGUUGUUUCGAUACCCGAAACACAUCUAUUUGGAUCCCUUCCUGAGGGAGAAUGCUGACCUCAGUCGCGAAAAGCGAAGACUGAAGAAGGAGAUCGAGGAUCAAGUCUCGAGGAUGGGCACGAGGAAAUUAGCAAUAACAAGAUUUAACAACCGAGAUACGCUGGGCGAUCUGCGCUCUUCCAUAUACUAUUUCGAAAACGUUGCUCAAGCAGGUGAAGACGUGGAGAGACAGGAGUCGAUCGAUACUACUACACGAAAACUGAAGUCGAUACUCACAAAGCUCGAGGAUGAGCUCAAAGGAAUCGACGAACGUAUCACUCGAUUGAAAGAAGACGCUGCCACCGUCUUAAAUUGUCCUGAGUUGCAGCAGCUUCGCUACGACCUUCGGGUAGUUCUUGUCCACGACGGUCUCCCAGGGCGAUCUCACCUCCAUUCCUACACUCAAGUGAAGGGCAAAUGGUGGAAGACUGUAGACUGGGAAGUCAGCGAGGCUGCGGAAGAAGACGUCUUCACAGACUCGGCUGGACUGCACCUCGGUGCGGGUCCGUACAUUCUGAUGUACAGUCGCGCCCUCCCGGAUGACUUUGACGACACCCAACUCGGUUGGCCGGAGGCCCUCAAGGAAAAAAUCCGCGACGACAACGUAACCUACUUACGAUCGCUACCUCAUGAGCUCGUCGGGCAAGCGUACCGGCUCGACGAGGAGACUCUGCGAUUACUCCGGUCAUCGGAGACGUCGAAUCCAAACCCUUUGAUGUCAGACUCGUCCGCUAUGGACCUUGGAUUAUGAUUUCCUUCCUAGGGUCCGUUCGGUUGUGACAACGCACUUAAUCAUCCCGUGACACAAUGAGGCAACCGCGCUCAGAAAUCUUGGUAGUAAUGCUAGCAGAUGAUGGAUGACCUAAC